Molecule: messenger RNA, 408 nt
Organism: Linum trigynum
Lineage: Eukaryota; Viridiplantae; Streptophyta; Magnoliopsida; Malpighiales; Linaceae
Source: the annotation of a GenBank genome assembly
AUGUCUAGGGCUCCGCAAGGGCGGCCUCCCCUUCCUUCCCCACGCGGCCCGGUGGAUGGUGAGCUGGAGGAUUUGACGGAGAAGGAGGCGGCGCAAAACCGCCUCAACGACCUCGUGGACCUGGUAGUGAGCGAACGCCAGGAGCAGUUGGAGGAGUCCCGGUGGUUGUGGCGCCGGCUCGAUGAUCUCCAUGCCAUGAUGGUGGCGAUGCAAGGUGGGUGGCGACCGCCAUCACAAGGUGUGGACGGCGGGUCGGCUGCGCGCAUGGAGGCUGCAGCGCUCGGCACCGGCGGCGAGAUCGGAGCGAGCGCGGCGCCGGCGGCGACAUGCGCUAGUGAUGGCGCCGGGGCGGCCGGGGGAUCAGCGGGGUCGCGGGGAGUGGGGCGGCGUCAGCGGCAGCGCCGCUAG